AUAAAAGGGCGACAGUAAAAUAUGUGUAAGCGCGUGUGGAGAGAAGCUUUAAUCACUUCGCCGUCGGGAGGAGUUUCAGCCCGAAGCUGCCGGUAUCUAACGCAGGAUCGCGGUCGGAGGGCAGAUGCACGGAGGAGCCGCCAGCUUAUUAACUUCGGGAUACUUGGGCAGGCGUGCUGGCACGGUUUCACAGUCAGGAGUCUGGACUCGUUCCUGCAUUCAGGCAGGUGACUAGCGAGAUGGACAAGCCCUUUCAGCAAAAAUACCUCCCCGCCCCCCUGGCCAGAUUCCACCCGGCUUUCUCAGCAUCGUUUUAUGGAUUGUGUGUGUGUUUUUUUUCAUCAUGCUGAAUGGGAGCGAGCUCUUGUCCAGUGUCCCCUGAAGUCAAACUAAAUGAGAUAUGGCAGUGCGGGCUAACCAUGCGUGCAGUAUUGCAAGAAAAUCAGAUGAGGAGAAAGCAAAGGGCCAAACUCUAUUAGCCUAAAGCAUAACACUCCUGGACAUGUUAGGGGGGGGGGGGCAAAAUGGUCAAAGAACAGUCAAUGUAAGCUUAGCAGGGGGUGGGGAGAGCUAGAAGGGUAAAUACAUGCCGAUCCAUCUCAGAGCAUUUCUGGAACUCACCGGCAACCAGAUCUCCAAGAGGUACUGCGACGUUUUAUUUAUCAUAUUGAUAUGCUCCAUCAAUUUGUAGCUGCCUUCUCUAAUCUUGAGCAUCAGCAUUUAGCAACGUCGCACAGACUCGAGCGCCACUGACCUUCAAUGAUGUUCUGACGACGUACCGACGUCCCGUCUGCUUCUGCGACUCCUGGGCUGUCUCCAGGUGCGUUCCAUCAUGAGGGACCUCCUGCAGAUGUGACUGCACCCCUGCCUCCUCCAAGAAUGGCAGAGAACCCCAGCCAGACGCCCCCGCCUGGGGGGAAUGAGACCCUGGCUUUCCUGCCGCCCAAUUGCUCCGGCUGCUCUCACAGCCUGGGGCCGGAGCUCAAUGUGGCCAAGGCGGUGCUGCUGGGCUUGGUGCUGGUGGUCUUCGUGGUGUUCGGGGUCCUGGGGAACACGUUGGUGAUCCUGUCAGUGGCCUGCCACCGCCACCUACGCACGGUCACGCACUAUUUCAUCGCCAACCUAGCGGUGGCCGACCUGCUGCUGAGCGCGGCCGUGCUGCCCUUCUCGGCCACGUUCGAGGUGCUGGGCCGCUGGGUGUUCGGGCGGCCGCUGUGCAGCGUCUGGGCAGCGGUGGACGUGCUCUGCUGCACCGCCUCCAUCAUGAGCCUGUGCGUCAUCUCCGUGGACCGCUACAUCGGCGUCAGCUACCCGCUGCGUUACCCUUCGAUCGUGACGCGCCGGCGUGGCCUCUUGGCGCUGGGCGUGCUCUGGGCCCUGUCCAUCACCAUCUCCGUGGGGCCGCUCCUGGGCUGGAGGGAGCCGGCGCCCCCAGACGAGUCCGUGUGCCGGAUCACGCAGGAGCCGGCCUACGCCGUCUUUUCAGCCAUAGGCUCCUUCUACCUGCCGCUGGCCGUCACGCUGGUCAUGUACUGCCGCGUCUAUGUGGUGGCUCGCCGAGAGACGCGGUGCCUCAGGGACGGCUGCAAGUCCGCCAGCUCUGACCCUGAUGGCGUCACCCUACGCAUGCAUCGUGGCAACGCCGCCGCAUGCGCCGGCGACGAGGAGGCUAUACGCAACCGGACGCACUUCACCCUGCGCCUCCUCAAGUUCUCCCGCGAGAAGAAGGCCGCCAAGACGCUGGGCAUCGUGGUGGGCUGCUUUGUCCUCUGUUGGCUGCCCUUCUUCCUGGUGCUGCCCAUCGGCUCCAUUUUCCCAGCCCACAGACCCUCAGAAACUGUGUUCAAGGUGACCUUCUGGCUGGGCUAUUUCAACAGCUGCAUCAAUCCCAUCAUCUACCCCUGCUCCAGUAAGGAGUUCAAGAGGGCCUUCCAGAACGUUCUGGGCCUUCAGUGCCUGACCCGUCGGGCCCCUCCUCGCCAAUGUCCAGGCCAUGGUCGUGCCCUGAAGCCCAGUCCCACUCCAAGCCCUGCUCAGGCCCCCGGGACCAUGAACGGGGCACAGACGGCCCGGGUCCGCAGCAAACGUCUUCUGAUGGCCUGCAGCUGUGUCCGGGGCCCCCCACACCCACAGCUCCCAGCCCACGGUGUCACAACACCUCCCAUGUCCCACCCUCCUACCACCAAGGUUCACCAGCUCUCCCUUGGCUGGACUGGUGAACCAGUGUAGGCAAAUGGAGUUCAAAAACAGGCUUCUGAUCCUCGGUCUCGAACUCCUUAUCACUGGAGAUAUAAUGAAGCAGGUUACACCCCUGCCAGAGUACUUCUGUGCGCCGCGGCCUGCAACGUGAUCCAAUGCAUGAAAAUAAAAGGCGGUGGCUUCGUAAAUCCUAAGGAUGGGCUUGCUGUUGGAACAUCAAGGGUACUUAAUCUCACUCGCCUCAGGAUAAUUUCCUUCUCUAUCGGCUAGUAUAAGUAGAAGGUGUCAGCUAAAUGGCAAUGCGAGCAGGAUAGCCAAGCAUUCUGGUCACAUAGACCAGAACGUAACUGUGCGAAGCUUCAGGAGAACGUCCCAUUCAAACAAAACUGCUACAUGGCCCGUGAUUGGCUGAAGGGCACAUUUCGUUGUUUGGCUUCUGCUACAUGGCCCGUGAUUGGCUGAAGGGGAUAUUUCUUUGUUUGGCUUCUGCUACAUGGCCCUUGAUUGGUUGAAGGGGACAUUUCUCUAUGUGGUUUUUAUUUGAUUUUUUCGCCGCAGCAUUCAUAUAAAGUGUGUAUUACCUGUACUUGUUUACUAUACAAAUAACCAGUCUAAAUUUGAAUUAAUUUAAAGGUUUGCAGUUUAUUUCAUUUUGCAUUGGUCUUAAUGCGUCUAUGCGUUGCGCAUUUUCGUAAGAUGUAGUUUUAUUCCGUUUUUGUUUCACUCGGUCGUUGUGUUCGGGCUUUUGCUUGUCGUCAGUGUGGCAGCCUGUGGGAAGCACUGCCUUCCGUCCAGGAUGUCCCCUGCCUCCUGUCCCAUGCCGCUCGCUUCCUGGGAGAGCGUCCAGACUCGCCGUGUCCCCGCCCCCAGAAACCACUGCAGAAAAAUGAAAUGAAAAUAGAUGGAUGGUUUGGCCGAGGCACGACAGGAACACUCCUGAAAAUGGCAGUACAUUACCCGCCGAAGAGAAUCGCACUCCGUGUAGCUGUUAAUCCCCCCCCCCCCCCCAGAGGUGGGAUGUGGUAAACAGCAGCCCAAAAUGCUUUGCUGGGUCUAAUAUUUUCUCUUCCGAAGUUUCAUUGCUAUUUUAGAGGAGGCCUGGAAACAAUUACACCUCUUACAGCUCAAGAGCUGUGCGCAGUGCUUCAGAGCUGCAGCCGCCUACUUCACUAGGGUGCUGAUGUGCACCG
Brienomyrus brachyistius is the source of this 3389-nucleotide messenger RNA. RefSeq names its product adrenoceptor alpha 1Aa (gene adra1aa). Gene Ontology annotation, cellular component: membrane. The transcript has 3 exons. The record is from RefSeq and is a predicted model, not a curated record. Lineage: Eukaryota; Metazoa; Chordata; Actinopteri; Osteoglossiformes; Mormyridae. Bases 880 to 2229 code for a protein of 449 amino acids. Gene Ontology annotation, molecular function: alpha1-adrenergic receptor activity. Gene Ontology annotation, biological process: phospholipase C-activating G protein-coupled receptor signaling pathway; cell-cell signaling; adenylate cyclase-activating adrenergic receptor signaling pathway.